AUGUUGGUUAGUAACGCUGUAGCUUCUUCUGAUGUUAUUUCCACGGUAAAUCACAUAGAUUUAAAAUGGCAUCCGAUCAAGGAUAUUCUGGCUGUGGCAUCGUUUACUGCAAACAAAGGCGGUUACAUCAGCUUCACUACCCAUAAGGUAUGGUUUUUAGAAAUGUUACUUUAAUUAAAAAUAUUAAAAUUGUGAUAAGCUACUAAAUCACAACAUUUUACAUUCAAUUAAAUAUUAUUUAUAAUUAUUACUACGUAUAUAAAAUUAUUUAUCUUCAGGGAGGUGACUCUUUCUUCGACUUACCGGCCAAGCAAGAAGAGAAACCAACUCAAUUACUGUGGCAUUCUACUGAAGCAUUCGUUAUUGUAGGAUGGGAUUCUGGACGGAUUCUUUUGGUUGAUCCCUUCGAAGAAUUCGGUAAGUUUACAAAUUUCGAUAAAUAUUUUGUUUUUAGAAAGAGAAAUCGAAGGAACUGAACGCUCAACCAGUAUAACAUGUUUAUGUUGGGAUUCAGACAAUGCCACAUUGGUAGCUGGAGAUACUGUGAGUUAUUUAUUGUUUUACCAGAGUUUAACUAACGUUUUAUACGAUUAAAGUUUAUAUUUUUAACGUAAUAUAAGGUUCUUUACCUAUUUUACUAAUAUUUCUGAGCCCUUUUACGUUAAAAUUUUAAGACGUUUGCAUAUUACAGAAAGGAGUAGUGAGUUACUACAGUGGCAUCAACACAAACGACAAGCUUGCAAUUAGUAAAAGGAUUGAGAUUGACGAAGGAAUUGUGUCGCUAACAGUGAAGCAGCUCAAAAAGUGAGAAGUGAAACUUUUAAUUGAGAGUAAAAUAAUGAAAAAUAUAAUAAAAAUCAAAAAUUGUCAUUUUUAGGACAAAGGAAAGAGUUAACAGUGCACAUACCACGGACGAACUGACUGAAAUUCUGAGCGUUAACAGACGGAAAAUAAAGGUGGGGCUUUUGAGCUAAAGUCUAUAUUGUCUCUUGAGGUGAAGACUAUAUUGUCUAUGAUUGGAAAAAUUUCUUUUGUAACAAAAAUGCAUAAUUAAAAAUGAAUUUAAGGUUUUAAAUUUAGGAACAAAACCAAAUAGAAGAUAGUGAAGCCAAUACCUUUAAGAAAGAAGCGGUAGAGACAGUACUAGUUGUGAGUACCAACAAGAACAAUCUGUACACUCUAAAGGAAAAUGGGGAACAAGCUCUCAUUUACACGGUAAGAUUUAUUUUUUAAUAGUAUUUUUAUCGUAUCUUUUUAUGUUUUUACAUAGUUAUAAAUUUGUAAUUACGGUAGGUUCACAUUUUACUGUAGUUUUCUUUUAAAAUGUGUCAUUAUGACAUUUUUAUCUACAGACAGACAGCCCGGCCAGGAGAGUUUUGCAAAUGCGUGACAGACCUUAUGUCAUCAUUUUGACAGAAGGUCUUAUGUUCUACCAGAUUACAUUUGAAAAUACUGCAGUAAAGGACAAAAUCAAAGUAAAGAUUAGAAAUAAUUUUUUUGGUAUUAUUUAUAAUGUUUUUAUUUAAAUUUAUGUUUCAAAGUUGUUAAAAGGGUACUGUUUUUAGGUGAAACUUUCUGGUCGUCGAGAGUACUUUGAUGCCAUUUCUGUAGACUCGGAUACUGUAGCCAUCUGUUACGGUGACAGAGAGAUUAGAGUUUGGAAUCUACAAUCAGAAGAUAGUGCGGUUUAUAGACUGGAUCAAGACAAAGGAUAUCAAGGGACAGAAAAUAUUGUGGCUUUGAGUUACUGUAACAGACGGAGUAAGUUUACUAUUGCAAGCAUAAAUACGAAACUAUCUUUAUUACGUGUCUUUGCUAUGAUUGUUGUACCUAAUAGGACAGUGAGUAAACUGUAGUUUCAACUAUAAAUGCCGUUCUAGAUUACAUAUCUGGUGGAACCUUAAACGGUAAAGUGGCCAUGUGGAAGCGACACAAAGAAACCUUCGAAAUACCGGUCGAUCAGCAAUGGAGACUUCAGUCUGCUCUAGUUGUAAAUAUGAAAGUGGGUUUACAGGUUUUAUCUUUUAUAUAAAUUAAAGUUUACUUUGUUUUCAAAGACAUACUUUCAAGGUAGUGUCAAUGGCAUGGUCACAUCUCACACCAACACUGGCACUCAACUCUGGGGAUUCUAUCGAGAUCUUUCGAACACAAGGUGUUGAGUAUCAUGUUCACAAGGAUGUAAGUAAUCAGCAUUAUUUUAAAAAAGUUGUUCAAAUAGUUCUGUGCCUCUACUCAAAGAAAAUUUUUGGAGGCACAGAAUUAAGUGAAAAAUAUAAUAGAAAUGUCUUCUUAUUGUUUUUAAACUUAAUUUUAUUAAAAUUAUAGUACGCAGUCGUGCAAUCCAGUCCACAGAUCGUAUCUUUUGUGAAGAUCACCGAGCCUAUCGAGACUCAAGAAGUCCAGUUUUCUCACACAAUCAAAGGCUUCAAGCUGAAUGGAAGUAAUCUGAUUACGUGGGAUGACAAUCAGGUAAAAUAACUUUCAUACCUAAAAUAAGCGAUAAAAACAAGGUUGUUAACAAAAACUGCUUACUCUGUAGCCAUAGAAUUACAAAUAAAUUUACGAAAAUUGUUUCAAAAGCUUAUCAGUACAAUUGCUUUAUAGGUAUACGUGAAUGAGAUAAUAGACGCAGAAGAUGCGCCAAUUGAACUGAACCAAGUGUCUCAACUGAAUGCGUCAGUGAAAGCAGCCAAUUGUUACAAUCAACAGUUGUAUUCGAUUGAGAAUGGCGCAUUAUGCAUCAGAACGUUCCAAGGCACGUUGAAGAAGAUCGUGACUUUUCGAGAAGUAGAAGGUGAAGUUCAGAUACUGGAUAUGAAUGCCAAGUGGUUGUGUGUGGGGUCAAGUCAGGCUUACAUUAGAGUGUAUAACAUGGAUGAUAGGUAUUUUUAUGUUGUUAUAAUAACAGAUUAAUUGAAAUUUAUUUUUAAAUCAUACUGUAACCUUUCUAUUAAUGUUACGCCAUUUCAGUAGCCUAAAACAAAUGUACCAGUCGAACCAGUUGAGUCUGAAUAUUGAGGACUUUGAUCGGUUUGACAGUAUCAAGAUCAACAAUGCUGGCAACAAAGUGAGUAUUACUAUGAAGCGGAAAGAUACCACGGACGAACGUAUCUUCAUAUGGGAUGCCGAGUCUGAUAUACUGGGGUACUUUUCAUUUCCCGAUGGGCUUUCUGAUACUCAACAGUACGAGAGCAAGUUGGAAGAGAACCAACCGGCUGAUGGACGACCGAAAACGGCUGCUGCCAAGUAAGCUUGUUACUGUAACUUUUCUAUAAUUGUUUGUUGCUGUUAUAUAUUGUUUUUGUUAGGGGGUGGGAUGAAAAAGAUUUUAAGAUAUUUUGACGUACUGUAAUGUUGGUUAUUUAAUCUACUUCACUUUAGACGUAUCGAAAAGUAUCAGAGUAGAUACAGAUUGCCAGGUUACUAUCCUGGAGUACAUUACUGGGACGUGAACGAUCCUCGAUUUUUUGUCUGUGAAGCUGUAAGGAUUGAUUCUGAUGAGGUAUGUGAUGAGCUGUACUUCAGUCAAUAGUAUGAUACAAUUUUUAUCUUAAUUCAAGCUUUAAUAGUGCUUGAAGUGGCAGAAUCUUGCUUCGAUAAAAUGUAAUAAACCUAUUUUAGUCGCAAAACAUGUUACUCACCCUUUUUGUGACUUCUGAAUACGGUAUUCAAAUCAACGACAUUCAACAAAAGUCAGUUAAGGCCGACCAGCUAAUGUAUAUGAACGUACCCUACCUCUACUUCCUCAAAAAUGUAAGGACUUGUAAAAUACGUCUUUUUUCAAUGUUACUGUUUUUUGUAAUCUUACCAAAAUCUUACUUUUCCAGGUAGAAGUAGACGAAGAAGAUGAUAUUGCAGUAGAAAGAAGUGUUUCUCGGUUGAUAAUAAGACGAACAUUACGAGAGUUCAUCGGCAUAGAAGCUGACAACAAGUCAGCAGUAGAAGCCAUGUUGAACUUCAGCUAUUACCUAUGUGCAGAACAAAUGGACAAUGCCUUCAAAGCCAUCAAGUUCAUUAAAAGUGACUCAGUCUGGGAUCAUAUGGCUAGGACCUGUGUCAAGACCAGACGAAUGGAUGUAGCCAUCGUAUGUUUGGGACACAUGAAGAAGGCCAGAAGUGUCAAAGCAUUAAAAGAAGCCAUCGCUAGGAAUGAGAGUACCGAGUUACAGGCAGCCGUCUUGGCCAUCGAGUUGGACAUGAUCGUAUGUUUGGCUUUUAAGCAGUUAUAUUGUGUUAGUUAACAUGCUUUCUUGGAUCUUUUUAAAUUUACAACGCUAAUAUGGACUGAUGACUUACUAUAAUAUGGUGAUAUCUUUUACAGCACUUUUAUUCCAGGAAGAAGCGGUUAACAUAUACCUAAAGACCGAUAGAUACGAUCUACUUAACAAAUUAUACCAAGCCCAGAAUAAGUGGAAUGAAGCCUUUGAAGUAGCUUCCAAACAUGAUCGUAUUCACUUGAGAAACACUCAUUACAACUACGCGUGUUAUCUCGAGAGUAUCGGCGAGAUUGAACAAGCUAUAGAGAAGUUAGUCGGAAUUUAAUAUGUAUAUCAAAGUUUAACAUUACAUAUUAUAUUGUAAUAUAAAUCGUACAGGUCCUGAACAAAUUCAUAACCGUAUGUUUUAGCUACGAAAAGUCCCAAACUCAUCAUUCUGAAGUGCCAAGAAUGCUAUGCGAAGAGCCAAAAGCAGUCGAUUUGUACAUCAAACGGAAAAGGGAACGGUAAGCUAUAGUACUAAGGUAAAUUAGGUACAAGAAGAACGUACUCUUUCACUUUUUUAAGUAUCAUAGAAUAGAUUAGUCUUUAUGUGCUUAUAAAGUAAGGCUAAAAGUAAAAAUGCAUUUUCAGAGAGCUUUACUUAUGGUGGGCAAGGUAUUUGGAAAGUGUAAGUGACUUGGAAGGCGCCAGAAACUACUACAAGUAUGCAAAUGAGCACGUUUCGGUUGUACGAAUCUACUGCUAUCAUGACAGACUUGCUGAAGUAAGUUAUCAAGGGAGAGUUACUACAGUUUUUAGUUAGGGGCAUGCCAAUUCUUUUUGUCUCAUAGAUGGGCUGAUAAUUGAAGAGACGGGAUUUCUGAAAAAUAAUAAUCAGAUCCUAAUUCAAUUAUCUUAAGGCAGUUGAGACAGUGAACAAAACAGAUGAUAGAGCUGCCGCUUUUCAUCUUGCCAGGUAUUACGAGUCCAAAGGUGAUGUCGAAAAUGCUGUAAAAUACUUUGGUAAAGCUUGUAGCUUCAACAGUGCCAUCAGAUUGGCCAAGGAGAACGGACUAAAUGAUCAGUUGUCUAGCUUUGCUUUGAAUGCGGGAGAGAAUGAACAAAUAGACACGGCCAAGUAUUACGAACAACAACCUGGCCAUGUUGACAAGGCUGUUAUGCUCUACCACAAAGUAAGUGAUUGAUAAUUUUUUUUCAAAUUAAACGUAUCAAAACUGUAUUGAUCCACAUAACACUAAAGUAAUACAAACACAAUUACAGGCCGGACAAGUUGGCAAAGCCCUAGACUUGGCCUUCCGAACAGAACAGAUCAGUGCUCUCGACCCGAUAAUUCGGGAUUUAGGACCAAACUCCGAUCCAAAUGUCCUAGAAAGAGCGGCACACUUCUUUGCCCAGAAUCAACGAGAAAAUGAAGCAGUUCAACUUCUAGUCUACGCCAAAAAGUUCCAAGAAGCAGUCGAACUUUGCUUGGAAGCAAACGUUAUCAUCGACGAAAACCUGGCCGAAAUUCUAACUCCACCAAGAACAGGUAGGUAUCAUUUAUAAUUGCAUAUAAUCAUGGUAAUGAUUUCAAUUAUCAUGUGCUUCAUCUUUAGAUGCAAAUAGAAAAGAGCUACUAACGGAAUUGGCCAAGGUUUGCAUGCAACAAGGAAACUAUCAUUAUGCGGCUAAAAAGUACACUCAAGCUGGACGAAAAGUGGAUGUAAGUUACAGAAAUAUACUGAUAAAAUGGUCAAUGGUUUAAAUCAACAAUAUCUUUCUAGACUUCUUAUCCUGGGCAAUCGAAUCAACUUGAAACCCAUUACUUUUAGGCGAUGAAGGCUCUACUCCGUUCAGGGGAUACCCCAAAGAUAAUAUUAUAUGCAAACACGGCCAAAAACAAGGAGAUAUACCGCAUGGUCGGAAACUAUCUUCAAAGUUUGGAAUGGAAGGAAGACGCGACAUUAAUGAGACAGAUCGAGAACUUUUACAUAAAAGCCAAUGCCAUGGAUUCACUGGCUUCAUUCUACGACUCAUGUGGCCAAGUUGAAGUAGAUGACUACAGAGAUUACGACAAAGCUAUAACUGCUUACAAUGAAGCCGUACGAUGCUGGAAUAAGAAAGAAGAGCGAGAUGGAGAACUGGAAGAAAAAGAAGGCAACAUGAGGAGCAAUAUCAAAAAUAAAAUCACCAGAAUUAAGGCUUUCCUCGAAGCCAAAUCGUAGGUUUUACUAUAAUAUAAAUCAAUAUACUUGUAAUAAUAUAAACUGUGAUUAUAUAUAUAAGUGUCUGUUGAUAAGAUUAACUAACUUUAAAAACAAGAACAGCCUAAAACCAGCAAACUACUUUCAGAAUGUACGAAAAAGACCCUGGAGAAGCGCUAAAAAGACUUUCGGAAAUGUGUGAUCAACCCAACAUAGACAACCACGUCAGACUAGGUGAUAUAUACGGCCUACUGGUAGCUCAUAAUGUAAAGCGGGAAAAUUGGAAGAAAGCCUAUCAGUUGGUACAACAAUAUCAAACAAAGCAUGCGGCUCGAGACAUCUCCGAGUACUUAAACACUUCUGUUCUCGACGAAAUCUGCAAUAAAAAUGGAGCACCACGCUUCAAGAAGUACGAAGAAAAGAAUGACGACUUUGGGGACACUAUAGAAUACAGUCACGCUAUGAGAAGGAGAAUUUCCAACGGUACCGACGAGUUAUCCGACUAA
Messenger RNA from Bursaphelenchus okinawaensis, 6909 nucleotides. The record is from the annotation of a GenBank genome assembly. NCBI's taxonomy places the organism in Eukaryota, Metazoa, Nematoda, Chromadorea, Rhabditida, Aphelenchoididae.